Penaeus vannamei (Pacific white shrimp) is the source of this 1679-nucleotide messenger RNA. Its product is annotated as carboxypeptidase Q. Lineage: Eukaryota; Metazoa; Arthropoda; Malacostraca; Decapoda; Penaeidae. Gene Ontology annotation, biological process: proteolysis; peptide catabolic process. The record is from RefSeq and is a predicted model, not a curated record. Gene Ontology annotation, molecular function: metallodipeptidase activity.
AUAUACCAAAAUUUCACUCAUCCAGUGCAGACUCCACAGACUCUCUCCAGUUACCCACACACCUUAGGCGCGUCCAGUCAUACAGUCACAGGACAGAAUGGUCCGUCUCAUCCUCAGCCUUCUAAUAGCAAUAGGACCGAUAUGCAACGCCGAAUUUGUGAUAAAAGCCUACGAUGAUAUAUAUAAAUUCCCAAUCUACGGAAUCAAUGACACUUUGGCAACGACAAGCGCGCUAGGAAACAAGGUCACGACCCCAGCCAACAAGGACGAGUGUGCCCUCUCUCCUGACCUGGUUGAGGAGAUCAGGGGGUAUCAGGAGACAGUGGACAGCAUCAUAGAGUACAUUGUCAACGGGGAUUAUAAGGGACGUACUUAUAAUAUCUUGGCAGAGCUCGUCGAUACUUUUGGACCGCGAAUGACAGGUUCGGGACAAUUGGAAGCGGCCAUUGACUGGAUGCUUGAAAAGUCCCACGAAGAAGGACUCGAGAACGUGCACACUGAGGAUGUAUCUGUGCCACAUUGGGUGAGGAACAAUGAAUCAGCCUGGAUGGUGCUGCCUCGUCUGCACAAGCUGAACAUGCUGGGGCUUGGCAGCUCCGUGGGCACGCCGCCGGAGGGCAUCAGAGCGGAGGUCUUGGUGGUCAAAGACUUCGAGGACUUGGAACAAAACGCGCAUCUUGCCGCAGGUAAGAUAGUGGUUUACAAUCCUCCGUGGGUUUCCUACGGCGAGACCGUGCAGUACAGAUCCUCGGGCGCCACCAGAGCGGCAGAAGUCGGAGCGGUGGCUUCUCUCAUCCGCACCGUUGGGCCAUUUUCCAUCAAUUCGCCACACACGGGACAUCAGUACUAUGGAAAUGCCUCUGCCAAGAUCCCCACGGCAUGUAUUACGGUGGAGGACGCGUCCAUGAUGGAGAGAAUGCAGAAGCGAGGGCAAAAGAUCGAAGUUCUGCUGACGAUGGGAGCCAUGAACUACCCAGACUUCAUAUCCCGAAACAGCAUCGUGGAGGUAGAAGGCCUCGAGUGGCCGGACGAGACCGUGGUCGUGUCCGGCCACCUCGACUCGUGGGACGUGGGCCAGGGCGCCAUGGACGACGGGGGCGGCGCCAUGAUCUCGUGGAACGCCGCCGUCGUGCUGCACCGGCUGAGCCUGCGGCCGAGGAGGACUCUGCAGGCCAUCCUGUGGACGGGGGAGGAGCAGGGGCUCAUCGGGGGGCAGGCAUAUUUCGACAAGCAUUCAUCUAAGAAAGAAAAAUACCAGAUGCUGAUGGAGUCCGACAUCGGGACUUUUUCUCCUCUCGGCCUGGCCUUCAGCGGGAACAGCGAAGCGACUUGCAUUGUGAAGGAGAUCCUGAAACUCCUGAAGUCCCUCAAUACUACAGAGGUGGUGAGUCCGAUGGACGGAGGACCUGACAUCGAAGUGUGGCAGAGAGCUGGAGUUCCCACCGCCUCUUUGUACAAUGAAAACGAAAAGUACUUCUGGUUCCACCAUUCCGACGGAGACACGAUGAGCGUUGAAGAUCCAGACACUCUAGACAAGUGUCUUGCCCUCUGGACCUCAUUCGCCUAUGUUGCAGCUGAUAUCACGCAUAAGAUCCCGCAGAUACAAGUGCAGCAGGAGGAAUCUCGUGUAACUACAACUGCCCCUUGAAAGAAAUAAACAUUGUUUGUGAAAUGGUGGA